CUCCAAUUUAUCCUCCUCUCUCUCUCUCUCUUCCUCUCUCCUUAUUCUUCUCGGAACCCUUGUCUCUGUUUCCACCAACCCAACAUACACUCUACCAAACCAACCACCUUAUCCUAAACCAUGUGGCUCUUUGGAUAUGGCAGCCUCAUUUGGCGCCCUGAUAUGGAAUACGAAGACAGCAAGGUUGGGUAUAUCAAAGGUCAUGUCCGCCGGUUUUGGCAGAGGAGCACGGACCACCGAGGCACCGAGGAGGCACCAGGCCGUGUAGUCACUUUAAUUCCUUAUGAAGAGUUCACAGAACGAUUCAAAACUCUCGAUAAGCAUUCUACAGAUCAGGACGAUAUCACCUGGGGUGUUGCAUACAAGAUCCCAUUAUCCAAGGUUGCAGAGACAAAAGCAUAUCUGGAUCAUCGGGAAAAAAAUGGUUACGAAACACACUUUUUGGAUGUCUUUCAACCUGGUAGUGACAUUCCUGUAGUGGAAAAGGCGAUUGUAUACAUUGGAAGCACUAAUAACUCUGAUUUUGCUGGACCUGCACCUUUGGAGCAAAUUGCAAAGCAAAUCUACAUUUCACAUGUUGGUGCCAACAGAGACUAUCUGCUUAACCUAGCCCAUUCAUUACGUACUGUGGCUCCAACAGGAAAUGAUCGACAUUUAUUUGAACUCGAGAACAAGGUCAAAGAGUUGAUGUUCCAGGACGCAGGAUCACAGGCAGCAUUUGAUCUUAUGUUGUCAGAGAUCAUUGUUCAAUCAAAAACCGCCUUCCGUAGUACCUGUAUAGAACAGGCCCCGUCUCUAUCAUAGAUCAAUUAGAACGAAACUGGGUAAUUUAUUCUAUAACAUAAAAAAAAUAAAGUAAAAAUACCGG
This is a messenger RNA of Lobosporangium transversale, 868 nucleotides long. RefSeq names its product ChaC-like protein. Gene Ontology annotation, cellular component: cytoplasm. NCBI's taxonomy places the organism in Eukaryota, Fungi, Mortierellomycota, Mortierellomycetes, Mortierellales, Mortierellaceae. Gene Ontology annotation, molecular function: gamma-glutamylcyclotransferase activity; glutathione specific gamma-glutamylcyclotransferase activity. Gene Ontology annotation, biological process: glutathione catabolic process. The transcript has 5 exons. The record is from RefSeq and is a predicted model, not a curated record. The coding region runs from base 121 to 804 and encodes 227 amino acids.